This is a messenger RNA of Branchiostoma belcheri (Belcher's lancelet), 1503 nucleotides long. RefSeq lists its product as uncharacterized. Gene Ontology annotation, biological process: G protein-coupled receptor signaling pathway, coupled to cyclic nucleotide second messenger; chemical synaptic transmission. The record is from RefSeq and is a predicted model, not a curated record. Gene Ontology annotation, molecular function: neurotransmitter receptor activity; G protein-coupled serotonin receptor activity. The transcript has 5 exons. The coding region runs from base 12 to 1448 and encodes 478 amino acids. Gene Ontology annotation, cellular component: dendrite; membrane. NCBI's taxonomy places the organism in Eukaryota, Metazoa, Chordata, Leptocardii, Amphioxiformes, Branchiostomatidae.
CGGCCGACCCGAUGCACACGGGGAUGGUGGACCUGGGGAACCAAACCACCGUCGCCGCGGGGUUUGUGAGCGUGCCCGUGACGUCCCACGAGGUUGCCGUCUCGUCGGCGGCCAUGAUUUCUCUCCUCAUCUUCUCGAUGGUCUUCAACCUGCUCCUCGGGGGCACGCUGGCGCUGACGCCGAGCCUGCGCACGCCGCCCAACGCGCUGCUGAUGAACAUUUGCGUCACCAGCAUCGUGCUCUGCCGUCCUCCCAUGGCCAUGCAGCUGCCCAGCGUGCUCGACCCGCAGCGCCCCCUGACGGGCCCAGUCUGCGAUGCAGUCCUGUUCCUGGACUCCCUCUGCGGCAUCGAGUACUGGUUCAGCUUCAUCUCCAUCGCCGUCUACCGCAUCAAGACCCUGCACGACACGCAGUUCAGCGUGCGCUACAAGAAGACCCUAGCGGCCGUCUGCAUCAGUGCAGGCUGGCUGAUCGCCCUGCUCUUCAGCACCAUCAUAACCGCUCGGGACGCCAAAGACGCCGACCGGCUACUGGCGUGCCCGUUCAGCAGGGUCCUGCGCAUCCGGCCAGGCCCCACGCAGAAAAACUCCACCCUCUUUACGGUCUGCGUCCUCCUCGUCACGCUCUGCCUCUCGGGCUUCUUGGUCAUCGUCUACGCCUACAUCAACGUCUUCAAGAAGGCAAAGCCCCUCAAGUACAGCAGAACCAAGAUCAACCAGGUGAACCCACUAGAGCCUGCUAACGGCACGACCCGGCAGGCGUCCGUGAAGCACUCCCCGGCGGCGAGCGUGCACGAGAUGGUGGUGCUGGAGAACCGCCUGCCGCAUAACGACCUGCCGUUCUACCGGACCCAGCACGUCAUCGCCUGGGCGGGCUCGGACCCGGCAGAACGGGCAGCGGCAGCCGCCGACAACAACGUCAACUUCUCCGCCAUCGUCUGCAAGGACCGGCGAUCCACUCAGGGGUCGCUCCCGUCCGUGUCUGACGACAUGGAGACUAGCGACAUCUCAGGCACCAUGACGUCAUACAAGUAUCGGAUGACGCGUCCCGUCAAGCAGCAGGUGCUGCAGCAGGUCGAGAACAAGUUGGCGAACCCCGGCGCGAACCACCGCGACGCCGCCCUGACCCUGGCGCGGACCUACUCCCGCAGGAAGAAGGACCGACUGGGCCGGACACCGACUGACCAGAUGGCCGCCAGAAACAGUAUCGCCAUGGUCGUGAUCUACAUCAUCUUCACGGUGCCGAUCAUCGUGCUGACGUUCCAGGACCUGAUGGGGGUGGAGGAGCGCCUCGACAACGUCCUGUCCCAGCGGACCUGCAAGCUCAUCUUCUACGUCAACGGCACGGCCUACCCCGUCUGGUACCUCCUCUUCAGCCCCACCGUGCGCAACUGCAUCAAGUCGGUCAUCGAGUCGGCAGCCGUGUACCUGACCGCAAGGAAACAGUAGACUUGAACUUAAGCAGCUGGACAACGCCCUGUUCCAGCAGACCGACAAGUUCAUC